Molecule: messenger RNA, 3921 nt
Organism: Physcomitrium patens
Lineage: Eukaryota; Viridiplantae; Streptophyta; Bryopsida; Funariales; Funariaceae
Source: RefSeq, a predicted model, not a curated record
CCCUCCGAUGCAAGUGCAUGUGACGCAGUCCUGCGCUUCUGAUGUGUCACUCGUUGUAGUUAAUGCUUUUGUCCUCCGUAUUAUAUUUCUUGUCAUUCUGCUAUGAUGAUGCACAGCUCCCUCUACUGAAUAAUAGUGAGGAUAACGCUUGGCAUGUAUCGAACCUAAAACCAUGGCCGACACUGAGCAGUUUGGCAAAAUUGAACGUCCCACUCUGAGUCCUACACGAAAGUAUCGGUCCCUUCUCCAGGUUGGUCAGUUGACGUUAAUUGUAAUGUUGUUUUGUGAGGUGUGUCCUUGAACCUCUUAACCAGCUUUGCACUCCCAAGGAUAUGAGGAUACUCUCCCCAAAUGAUCGAAUCUGAUUCGAACUAAGCGUUUAUGCUCGAAAGAGCCAAGCCAGAAAUCUGAUCCUGACUACUGCUCUUUCUAUGUAAUCCUACCAGAAGACUGUGAUGAUGAACUUCUAGGCUUGUUUCUCGAACAUUCGCAGUGGCCGCCUAAAGCUUUCGCCCUGUCGGGCUUGAGAGUUAAUGAAGCUUCCAAAUCUUCCUUGGAUAUCUGAGACUUCUGGUUUGUCAGUUCGUGGUGCAUGACUAUGAUUUUAAAAUUCCCGCGCUUCCGAGGGCUUGCCCCUUGACGUCACCAGGACAAACGGUUGAAUUUCUUUAGAUGAGUUGCGCACGAUUCUAUGUCUUCUCCUUUGAAAUACUUACCGUAAUACUUAUCCAUCUUUCCCUGGCAGUUCAUUAUUUCGUACCCCUCAGCCCGGAGGUCUGAACUCACAGUUCACACACGAUGUUCCUGCAAGUAACCGGCAUGCGGCCCCGUGCGAGGGAUGGCAGUUGCCACAAUGGGCCCUUGGACCCCACACUCUUAAUCCAAGUUUUUGAGAACUGAAACAUUGAUCGGAAAUCUGUACUCACUAUAAUCAAGCUCAACUCAGGGAAAUACCCGAACCCUGCUGUGUCACAUUAAAGUCAUUCUUGUACCAUACACUGCGCUCACUUGUAGCAUGAUAUCAUAUAGUGGUAACAUCAACACAGAAAUGAUUGGUCAAGAAUAUCAAUAGAAUCACUGUUGCUUAAAACCCACAAUUUGUAAUAGCUGAUGAAAUAAACGCAUGAAAAGGGUGUCGGAUAAGUACACAUGAAUCUUAAUCAGCGGGACCUUACGUUCUUACUUAAUCCACCUCUUCUCAGUCACAUUGGCACAGUGCAAUUGGGCAUGCACGAGACGACGAAUCGUCCUUAAGUUGGGGUUAGGGUUCAGCAUCAAAAAAGUGCGUGAAGAGACAUGAGACGAACAGACACUACUCUCACAAAAUUUCUUAGUGAAAUAAUGUCCGGUUUUAAUCAGCACUUGGCUGAUAGCAAUUUGUAAUCCGUCUGAGCUGACUUGGUGUCACCCAUUUAUGAAAUGUAUCUGACCCCUGAAAAUCUGCACCCAAUAACUAAACGACGGAAAUUUCGUUGGUCCAGACCUGCAUACUCGUCUACCUUUCGUGGGCACUCGACCGUUGGGAGAGGUCAUCGGAACGAUCCAUGUGUGCUUUUAUUCGUUGAGAUCUGGUAGCCGUUACUCCGCUUUCGUCGACAAGAACAGUGUCCUGGGGGCUUCUCUGUCUCCUUCACAGACAUGGCGUAGGAGGGGACUUGGCUGCGCUUACUUUAUCUACUGCACCUCGGACUCUGUUGCACUAGCGACAACUUCUGUGUGUGACGAUUGCUCCAUCAGACAAUGCUUAAUUUAAUCUCGUGUUUUCUUCGAGUAUUUCUCUCACGAUCUGCAGCUGGCGCUUCUACACCUGGAGUCAAACUCCUUGGUGAGGUGGUGUAAGAGUUUUGGUGAUAUCUCCCGAACCUGCAUUUGUGGGGGGAGUGAUUUUGUGUGUAUUUUUCUUGAGAGGUUUAGUGUGAAUGUUGCGCUGGUGCAUGGACUUAUUAACGGGACUGUAUGUCUCGUAUUUGUCUGAAGUCCCGGUCAUGAGCUGUAGGCGUUAUUGAACGGUGGUAGGGCGUCUGAUGAGUGGGAUGCCGGUGAGGUUGAUGGUUCACAAUGCAGGGAUGAUGCUGCUUUCGGCCACCCUAAGUGCAGUGCAUUUGCUUGGUAGUGCUUUCGCAUUCUUCUGUGGGUAGUGGAUCAUCUGGAAUCAGCACAUUUGGUGGGUGAGUUGAAGAAUGAACUAGGUCAAGCGUCUUAGUAGACGAACAGUUGUAGGCAGAGAACUGAAAUGGGUUUCCUGGAUGUUUUCUCGGAGAAACGCAACAUGAGAUACCAGAGAGGAGAAAAGGUACACCCCGCUUCCUUCGACAAUUUGCCAGCGUCCUCCAUUCGAACUUCCUCCGCCGCUCUAGGUACGCCUUCGAAAGGAUCAUCCGGAAAGUCAAAGAGAGAACCACCCAUGGGUUGGGACAAAGCUGGUGGAUUCCCCAACCUCCCUCUGCCACCGCCUGCUACUCAGGGCAGACCACGUCGGAAACCUUCAUCUUCAUGCUCUGUUUGCUACUGCUUAUCCCUCUUCUUCUCUUUUCUUAUCAUCAUCAUCAUCCUAGCAGGCCUGACCAUAUUAAUAUUCUACAUUAUAUUCCAACCGAGGCUUCCCAAAGCCACCAUCCUGAAUGUCGUCGUCACAAGCUUCAACGUGACUAACAAAAAUGGCGGACCCAUCGCAUCUCUGGCUGACUCACAGAACCCUGUUCUUAAUGCGAACAUUGCCUUCACCAUCCAAGUCGAGAAUCCUAACGAUAAGCUCGGGAUCCACUUCAGGGAUUUGAGCGUGUUUGUGUCGUACAAUGGCACGCAAUUUGCUCACAGCUUCGUACCCCCCUUUUAUCAAGGAAAAAAGACGAAGUCUGAAGUGAUAGCUAAUUUGAAGGCCACGAGUGCCCCACUGUCUCAGAGUCAGGGGCAGGAUUUGCAGGCUGCAAUCGGCCAAAAUGAUAUUCCUCUCUCUGCACGGAUCACCGUUGGGGCAGCGCUGGAGAUAGGUUCGUGGAUAAUACCGCCUGGCCAUAUUCAGGUUUUGUGCCAACUGCGGGUGAGUCCCCCAACGUCUCCUGCUGGUGCCAAACUCCUAUCUAAAUCCUGUAAGUGGGUGCGUAAUGCGAAGAUCUGAAUCCUUCAAGCCCGUGGGCCUUCAACCUGAGUAUCAUCAAGAUCUUGAAGGGUUUACAAGCAAGGAUUCAAAGCCAAAAGCAGCACCACGACGGAGUGAAGUGUGAACACGAUGAUCAAUCGAUCAUUAUCUCCUUCUGGGCCAGUGCUAGAGGCCAGUGCACAACUUUUGGACAUGUCCUGAAAAGAGUUGAGCUCUUUUGCAGCUCCGCUGGGAGUUGAGCUCCAUCUGAAGAUAACACCUAAGUGGCAAGAUAGAUAACUCCCUCACUUAGUCUCCUCUACACAGAUGGUUCUUCCAGGAAUGAUUCCUUGUUUUUUUUUUUUUUUUUUUUUUUUAAUUUUUAUUUUAUCAAACUAACAUUUCCUAUAAUGUCCCUGCUCGAAACCGUCUUUGUCGAAUACAACCGUCAUGCGUCUGACGUCGUGCACUACAUUGGAGUCGUUUGGCUGGUCUUCACCUUGUGCUCUGAAUUGUUAAUGAAGCUGAUGCUGCAUUUUGAAACUUCAGGCUUUUACACCCAAGACCCUGACCAUAGAUCUCAAGGUGACAUAAACGUGUGCAAUUUUUCUGUGAUCAAAACACAUUGUCGUUUUUUGUUCUGUAGCUCAGUGUCGAAUUCUAGCAGCUGCUUAUGUGUAUUCUAUUAUUUUUACCUGAAGGGUAGCAGAUGAUCUGCCAAUUUUUUAGCAUGCCUUCCACGAGCUGUACCUUUUCCUUGUCAAACUAGAGACGAUUUCUGUACUUGUACUCAUUAAUGCAAACCUUUCAUCUGGGAGUUUUCAGGCUAUCCCGUUCUAGUA